This is a messenger RNA of Uranotaenia lowii, 1620 nucleotides long. RefSeq lists its product as uncharacterized. Gene Ontology annotation, molecular function: nucleic acid binding. The record is from RefSeq and is a predicted model, not a curated record. Lineage: Eukaryota; Metazoa; Arthropoda; Insecta; Diptera; Culicidae. Gene Ontology annotation, biological process: DNA integration. Bases 1 to 1620 code for a protein of 539 amino acids. The transcript is spliced from 5 exons.
AUGAGGACAUCUUUUCAAAACUGUCGGGAAGCAAGGUGUUCAGCAUCAUCGACUUGUCUGACGCCUAUCUUCAGGUCGAGGUCGACGACGAUUCGAAGCGGAUGCUGCGAUAAACACACACCAUUCCAGUUCAACCGUUUGCCCCUGGGAGUGAAAUCCACGCCAGGAGCCUUCCAACAGCUCAUGAGCAAAAUCAUUGCUGGUCUGGAAGGGGUGGACAGUUUUCUCGAUGACUUCACCAUCUACAGCGCUAGUCGAGAACAGCACGAUCGCAUUCUGGAGGAGCUCUUCCAGGACUACGGUUUCCACCUGCGGCGGAAAAGUGACGUCAGUGAGCUCAGGUCGUUUCUCGGAGCAGCAAAUUUCUACGGAAAGUUCGUUCGGGAAAUUCAUCGCAUCCGUCAACCCCUCGAUGAUCUUCUGAAAAAGGACAAGAAGUUUGUGUGGAGUGCACAGUGCUACGAAGCUUUCGAAACCAUCAAGAAUGUGAUGCAGUCAGACCUGUUACUCACCCACUACAAUCCAUCACUAGAGCUUAUUGCGGCGGGUGACCCUUCGAAAACAGGAGUAGACGCAGUAAUCACGCAUCUCUUUCCGGAUGGCCAGCUCAAAGCGAUUGCGCAUGCUUCGAAAUCAUUGACCAGCACGGAACAAAUCUACAGUCAGGUCGAAAAAGAAGCCCUUGCCCUGGUUUUCGCAGUAACGAAGUUUCGCAUACACACCGCCUAUCGACUCCAAUGGUGGGCUCUAUCGCUGCUGGGAUUCGAUUUCAACGUGGAAUACAUCUCUACAGACAAGUUGGGCUACGCAGAUGUGCUUUCAAGGCUGAUCAGCAAUCAUCAGAAGCCGGAGGAAGAGUAUGUUGUCGCGUCGAUCAGUCUGGAAGAGGAUGUCAACGAGAGUCUUGAAGAUUGCUUCACAUCCCUGCCAGUGAACUUCAAGAUGUUCAUCGACAAUGGUUGGCCUCGUAAGAUUGAAGAUCCAAAACUCAAAGCUUUCCACUCUCGCCGUGAGUCUCUAUCAGUGGUCAACGGAUGCAUCAUGAUGGAGGACCAUGUAGUUGUAGCGGAGUUCUACAGUCAGCGGAUACUGAGACAGCUUCACUGGGGUCACCAAGGCAUGGAGAGAAUGAAGGCUAUUGCUCGCAGUGGGGUAUAUUGGCCGAACAUCGACAACGACAUUCAGGAUCUUGUUCGUCGAUGCGACAUCUGUGCGAGUGCAGCCAAGUUUCCACCACACUUCCAACCUCAACCGAGGCCGCGAACAGAUGGACCUUGGAAGAGGAUUCACUUGGAUUAUGCAGGUCCGCUUGAAGCUGCUACUAUCAGAUUCCUUCUGGAAACCUUCGCCAGAUUCGGUAUUCCGGAGACACUAAUCACCGACAGUGGAACGCAGUUCUGUAGCAGCGAGUUCAAGAAGAUGUGUGAGCAGCUAGGUAUCAUCCACAUUCGUACCGCUCCAUAUCAUCCUCAGUCGAAUGGACAAGCGGAGCGGUUCGUAGACACGCUGAAACGAUCGCUCCGAAAAAUCGGAGAGGGGGUAGAAGUACCGUCUGCCGAAGCUCUUCAAACCUUUCUUCAGGUGUGCCGUUCUACACCCAGUGCAACGCUUGCUGGGUAG